Messenger RNA from Amyelois transitella, 1108 nucleotides. RefSeq lists its product as uncharacterized. The record is from RefSeq and is a predicted model, not a curated record. The coding region runs from base 104 to 1012 and encodes 302 amino acids. The transcript has a single exon. Lineage: Eukaryota; Metazoa; Arthropoda; Insecta; Lepidoptera; Pyralidae.
CACCGCGUGCGCACGUCACACAUUUAACUCGCGUAAGCGGUCGGUAUCUCAGAUUUUUAUUAUCAUUGUUUACGUCUUGACGUUAUUAUCUAAACUUACUAACAUGAGUUCCGGAAAGUGUGGCCAAUGUGACGAGCUACUCACGGAAGGAGUACACUGCGCUGCUUGCGAUGCGGAUUUGCAUUUCCAUUGUGCCGGAGUGACUGAGGUAGGAUAUCGAAAGCUGGGAGACAGGAGAUCAACUUUUCGUUGUCAAAAAUGUAAGCAGACGGGUAAUAGGGCACUAUCUCCGACUCCGGUACCCUCUGCGGCUGCUACUGACGCAAAUUAUUCUACACUUCUUAUGGAAAUUAGGCAAAUAGCUAAGAAGAUGGAGCCCUUGGAGAAGGUGGCUGAGAAUGUGGCAGCCUUGAGGCAAGAAAUCUCUGAGCUGAAGACAUCAGUUGCUGAAUCCAGAAGUGAAGUAAAAGCUUGCAAUGAGAGGGUUACGAAAGUUGAAAUCCACCUGGAGAGGAUAGACAUGGAUAUCCACGAGCGUGAUCAGUGGUCCCGCAUGAAUAACGUUGAGGUAAAAGGAGUACCGCAAGGUAAAAAUGAAAACCUCUUCAAUAUCAUGAAGACUUUGGGGGAUAAGAUUAAUUACAAGAUAGAUAAAAGUUAUUUUAACUUUUAUACUCGAGUCCAGUCUAUGGAUCCAAAAAAUCCUAAGCCCAUCAUUGCGUGCUUCCAUAGUAGGUACGUCAAAGAGGAUUUUAUAGCUGCAGCAAGGUUAUACAUGAAGAGUUCACCUUUGGCGUCAUCGGACUUGGGACUCGCCGGAAACUCGAGGAUAUUCGUGAACGAUCACCUGACGGCUCGAAACAAGGAUCUUUUAGCAAAAGCCAAAAAGGCGGCCCGGGAAAUGGACUUCAAGUAUAUAUGGGUGAAGCAUACAAAAAUAUUCUUGCGGAAAACCGAUACCUCACCUAUAUUAAACAUAAAAUCGGAAAAGGAUCUUCUCAAAAUUGUUUAGGGGCUAGUUUUGUUUUGUUUUUGUUUGUUAAACCUUUAAUAAAUGCACAAUUUCAUAAUUACCUUACGAUAUUUUUAUUUAUUGCGGAACAGUGGA